Brugia malayi is the source of this 939-nucleotide messenger RNA. RefSeq lists its product as uncharacterized. The transcript has 6 exons. The coding region runs from base 1 to 939 and encodes 312 amino acids. NCBI's taxonomy places the organism in Eukaryota, Metazoa, Nematoda, Chromadorea, Rhabditida, Onchocercidae. The record is from RefSeq and is a predicted model, not a curated record.
AUGAAGCACCUCGAAAUGCAACGUGAACGAACAUUUAUGAAAGAACAACGCAGCCUACAUAUAACUGAAUUUGGCUUCAAUACUGGUCGUUCGGAAGGAAUCACUCAUAUUCCAUGGAAAUUGAUACCGCUUACGGAUGCUAUAUUUUUUGAACGUCGAAGUUCGCAGAGUGAAGCGAAAAAAAAUGAGGAAAAGAGGCAAAAGACUAUUAUGAUGCCAUUUUAUGAUCCCUCGUUGAUGCUGCUACCACUGCUAGAGAAAUUAAUGACUGAACUAAAAAAGAAGGGCCUUGUUGGUUCAAGUUCAGAUUUAGUAAGCAUACUCAAUAAAGUAUCUUCAACUACUUCUGCUGUUACUGGUACAAUAGGAACAUCAGUUCCUUCCGCAUCACAACUCUCUGUGACCACAACUCCAACGUAUGCUCAGUUAACAACACAUUCCGCCGUUCCAAAUAUUCUGAAUAUGUCUUUACCGCCACCUCGUUUUGCUCAUGGUAUUAAAUAUUUUUUUUUUCAGCCGUUUAGGGGUGGUUCACGUCGAGUUGGAGCAGAUUGUGGAUAUAGACGUGGACGUGGUGGACCUUCAUUGGGUCGUAGGGGAUUUUAUGAUCGCGACAGAGAAAGAGAUCGUGACAGGGAACGGGAAUAUGACUAUGAUCGUCGUGUACAUGAUCGCUAUGGAAGGAGACGGAGGAGAAGUUCGUCGAGAUCAAGAAGCAGAAGUCGAUCAAGGUCAAGGUCAGCGAGUCCGUUCGAAAGACGACCAUAUUCACCUGAUCGUCGUAGGCGUGGUAGUCCACGUGUAAUGCAUGAAUGCGAGCAAGAGGAACAUUUCGAAAGACGGUUGAGAGGAGAUGAUCGAGAACGAAAUGACCAGCAUGUUAUCUGUGUUGAUACCAAACCACAGUUGCAGGAACAUCAUCUUACAACAGAACGAUAA